GUCAGCAGUGAGUAAGUGACUGGGAUUUGCAAGGUUAUCAACCUCGAUGUCCCACUUUACUGGAGCAUUAUGUAAAUAACAGCGGAUAUACCUACGAUUUUCUGGUAGAACUUGAAUGAGACUGGAACUCUGUGAGGAGAACACUUUACAACAGCACCCCAGGAGGACAUGCAGUUUCACGGUGUCGGUAGUCUUUUUGAUUGGGAGAGCAGAAGGAUGCUUAUUAAAGAGGAGCCAGGAGCUGCGCUGCUACCCAUUCAACACAACAUUACGAGUGUGCUGUUCCGUUAGUCAGUGGUCGUUAAUCUUGCUGUGGGUUUAGUACUGACUUUGCACUCAAAAUUUUACGCGAGGAGCUGACUGAAUUUACAAAGUUUUGUGCCGGUGAGCCAUGGCCGCUUUUCCGAUGUCUGGCGCGCUCUUCCUGUGCGCCCUGUGCCUGCCAUACACCCUACCCGACGGACAGGUACCUGUGCCUCCCAGCUGCCACGAGGUGCGUGAGUCAUUUCAGUCUCUGUACCCGGGGUCGAAAUGGGCACCGGAGACCCCCGUUUUAGGUGCGGACCUGCAGGUGUGCCAGCCCAAAGGCCUGACGUGCUGUUCCAGGAGGAUGGAGGAACGCUACCAAGUGGCUGCCAGGCAGAAUAUGGAGUCAGGUCUGCAGACAGCCAGCGCACCGCUGAAACUCCUCAUCAUCCAUAACGCAGCUCUCUUCCAAGAGGCCUUUGAGUUGGUGUUGCGUCACGGCCAUAACUCCACCCUGCUGAUGCUGAAGGAGGACUUCCCAGGGCUGGGGGGUGGGGCCCAGGGGGCGGUGGGCCAUCUCUUUCUGGACGUGUCUCUAUACAUCCUGGGCUCGGACUCCAGCGUGGAUCACAUGGUCCAGGCAUUCUUCACCCGCCUCUUCCCUCUGGCCUACCGACGCCUGCUGGGGGGUGGCACCGCACCCAUGUCUGAGGAGUGCCUGCGGAGGGCGUGGAAGGACUCCAUAGUGUUUGGCCCUUACCCUAAACUCAUGAUGACUCGUUUGUCACGCUCCCUCCUGGCCACGCGUGUCUUCCUGCAGGCGCUGAACCUGGGCAUUGAGGUCGUCAACACCACAGACCACCUGCGCCCGGGGAGGGACUGUGGGCGUGCCCUGCUGAGGCUGUGGUACUGCCCACACUGCCAGGGCCUGCUGGGGGCCCCGGCAUGUAAAGGGUUUUGCCAGGCUGUGAUGGCGGGGUGCCUGGGUGGCGCUGCGGAGGUACAGCCACACUGGAAGGGGUACGUGGAAGGGCUAGGGAAGUUGGCGGGGGCCAUGAGGGGGGAGCAGGACGUGGAGGCCGUGAUGAUGAGGUUUCAUGUGCUGGUCAGACUGGCCCUCAGACACGCUGUCAAUGCACGCCCCCGCCUACACGCACUGGUGAGCAGUACGUGUGGCCACCAGCUUCAACGGGUGUCUCGCUCAGUGGCGCCCCAUCCUGACCAGACCCAUGCUGCCACAGCAUCCUACAACCCACAGCCUUUACCCUACUAUCCUGAGGAGACCUUGGCUGGCCGCCGCAGGGAGUUUAUCUCCAGCCUGAGGGGCUUCAGCUCCUUCUACAGUGGUCUGGGACAGGCUCUGUGUAGCCGCGAUCCUCUAGCGCCAGGCAACCACUCCCUCUGCUGGAACGGACUGGAAAUGAGAGACAGGUUCCCUGUCCCAGGUGUGAAGCGAUCUCACUCCCAUGGAUCUGACUCUAAGAACAAACUCCCUGAACCGGUCAUCAGCCAGAUCAUCGACAAACUCAAACACAUCAACCAGCUGCUGCGGGUGGUAAGGGUUCCCGAGAAGCGCUGGAGAGCCCGGUCAGGUGGGGGCCAGGUGGCGGAGGGUCGCAGCAAGGGAAAGGACGAGGAAGACGAGGGGUUCGAGAGCGGCGAUUGUGAUGACGAGGAUGACUGUGCCGGGGUGUCGGGGCUUGGGCUGCCCCCUCGCCGUAAUUGGUUACGUAUCUUUACAGAUCUGGCUGAUAACCUGGCUAUGGAUGACUUCAUAUUCCAUGAGCAGUUGCUGACCCCUCGGCUGGCUACGGACAGGGCUGGAGGGCCAUCUUCGUCUGCGGCUGUCCAGGGUCUGAGUCACCUGGGUGGGGCUCUCCCUCUGACCCUCGCCCUCCUUCUGCUGCUGCUUGGACACCAGUGACCAGUAAUCAGUGACCCAUCCCUGCUUCUCAUCCACAGCCUUCAGAAGAAGGAUCCUUUAUUAAUCUAUAAGUAUAUGUAUAAUCUGCUGUAAUCAAUCCCUCCAAUAUUCACACACACAUACAGACAAAUACACAUUAGGUUGGGGAGGCUGGAGCAGUGGGCAGCCGACUGACUCUGAGAGACUGACUCUGAGAUGCCACAAGCAUAUUCAGACAGUGUUUUUAAAGUAUUAAGAUGGCAUUACUACAGAGGCCUCUCGUGUACAGAACAGUUUAAUGACUUGUCCAUGGCACAGCAGAACAUUGGAUUCUCACUCCUUCUCCCCUCCCUCUCAUGGUACUUUCUGUAUCAGCUCUUUCUGAAGGAACUAACUGUCCUCUCUCACUGUUUAAAACUCUGCUUGUUAAAUAGAGACUCAUGGACUUCAUUUGUCCUAUACUGCCCCGGCCAUCCAACUGCACUAGAUAAACCCACUGCACCAUGUAAAUAAGCGACUAUGGCGUUUCCCUUCCCUCUGGCCUCCACCCAUUCUGGUUAAGCGCUGGCAUUACGCUUUCUCAAAGGGAAUAGACGCAUUUCAAAAUGUACUUUUAACGUGCUGUUUGUCAGAGCCCUUGGUGUCUUUUCUCUGUCUCUUUCUUUCUUUUUCUGUCCCUCGCUCUCUCUCUCUCUCUGUCUCUCUCAUUCUGUCUCUUUCA
Messenger RNA from Coregonus clupeaformis (lake whitefish), 2870 nucleotides. RefSeq names its product glypican-3. The record is from RefSeq and is a predicted model, not a curated record. The coding region runs from base 392 to 2170 and encodes 592 amino acids. Lineage: Eukaryota; Metazoa; Chordata; Actinopteri; Salmoniformes; Salmonidae. Gene Ontology annotation, biological process: cell migration; regulation of protein localization to membrane; positive regulation of canonical Wnt signaling pathway. Gene Ontology annotation, cellular component: extracellular region; plasma membrane; cell surface. The transcript is spliced from 8 exons.